Molecule: messenger RNA, 1683 nt
Organism: Lodderomyces oxycetoniae
Lineage: Eukaryota; Fungi; Ascomycota; Pichiomycetes; Serinales; Debaryomycetaceae
Exons: 2
Source: RefSeq, a predicted model, not a curated record
AUGAAAGUAGGACAAUAUUAUGCGAUUCUUAUAACACUAUUGCUUACAUUUUUCGGAGUUGUUUGUUUAGAGUACCGUCUCGAACCAUCACCAAACAAUGGGAUUGACGAGCCAUCUAAAUUCCAAAAAUAUCAUGAAGCUUCAAGAGUAUUGGGAAAUUUCUUAACUGGAUGUAUUAUUGCUGUUUUGAUAUUCAUUUUGAAGUUUCUUCACCAGUUGAUAUAUUCGAAAAAAUCGCUUUCGCUGUCGAUAGAUACAACUACAACGCCACAUCAUUUGCACUCAACAUAUCAUCUUAGCUUUUACCAUGCGAUUUUGGAAGAAGUGCUAAAAUUCAGUAUAAUUUGGUAUCAAGCGUCAAAAUGCGCAUACCAUCCCUAUAAAUAUCAUGACAAGUAUGCAAAGUUUUUGAGGUAUUACAAUAUUUGGAUCAAUCAGGAUUUGUAUAGAAGCAGACAUUUGGUUGAGAAUGAGGGAGAAGUGGAGGAACUUUGGGAAAAUAUCAUAGAGGAAGAGAAUAGUGAUAACGAGAACGAGAAUGAUGUUUCGCAAGAAGUUAGACAUUCUUUAUCUAGCAAUGAGUCUAAUGAAACUAUUGUCGAUAGGCUCUUAAAUAAGAAAGUGAGCUACAAAGUAUUACCAUCGGAGUUUAAAAGUCGAUUAGAAGAAACGAGAUCAUUUGAAACCUUGCCCAUAGAGAUUAAUGGCAGAAGCAGAAGGUCUUCAGGGUUUUCUCAUACUAGCAGACUAAAUGCAAGGGAUUACAAAUCCUGUUCCGAUCUUAUUACUAGAUUGUAUUCGGUCUCGCCAGGGAACACCUAUUAUUUGAAUACUGCUGUUGCCAUUGCAGCGUUUGAUGACUCUGAACAAUCUGCUCCUGUUGUCAAACAAGAUUUUACUAAUAACCAGGAUCCGACUAGGGAGAAUCUUUUUCUACUGGAAAUUGAAGAGUCAUAUGAGAAUAUUGACGAAGAACACAUCGAGAGGGACGAAGGACCUAUAGAAAGAGAUGAGGAACACAUAGAGAGAAAGAGACAUGAUACUAUAAAAGCACUAAUCAAGGGCAUAAAUUGGUUCUCUUGGCUUUUACCUCCGUUGCUACCGAUUCGUAAGGCCUUCGACGCCAAUCCUAUUACCACUAACACCACCACCACCACCACCAUUGCUUCUAAUAUAUUACCUUCCCAAAGCAUUGUCAACGAACGCUUCCCAUUGCUCAAAGCAAGUUUAUCAAGGUACAGCUUAAAGCAACCAACAACAACAACAACAAUAACAACAAAAUUACCGGAUCUUGAGAGUAACCCCAACUCCAGCAACCCAUUGUACAUUUUCAAGACUACAAUCGAUCGAUCUGGACUGUUCCAGUUUUUUCUAUCUUAUUAUUUCGAUACUUCUUUGGAUCCGAUUACGCUCAAUUUUAUAAUAGAUCAUUGGUUUUUGAAGUAUGGACAAUUGAUCGUUGAUACUUUUUGGGUAUGGUUUCUUAUUGAUGAGUUGAAUUAUAUGAUUUUUCAGUUUAUCAAUUUCCAGACUCUAGGUACUGUUGUACGUGGUUAUUGUUCAAUUUGGAAGAAUGUUACUUUGGUGUUGACAAUUAUCUUGAUACCAAAAUUAUUCAGAUUAAACUUUUUGCAUAAUCCAGAAAACAAGUUUGAUUAUAGAGUUGCUAUCUUGGGCGAAAUG